This is a messenger RNA of Andrographis paniculata, 873 nucleotides long. RefSeq lists its product as uncharacterized. The record is from RefSeq and is a predicted model, not a curated record. The transcript has a single exon. Lineage: Eukaryota; Viridiplantae; Streptophyta; Magnoliopsida; Lamiales; Acanthaceae. The coding region runs from base 48 to 677 and encodes 209 amino acids.
AAAUUUUCUAGAGAAUUUCUCAUACAUACAGAGCUUGAAUUUCGAAAAUGGCGUCCUUCAAACGCAGAAACUCCUCCUCCUGCUCCUUCCUCAAUCUCCUCCUCUCGUUCCUCAAUUUAAUCCUCUUCAUCCUCGCCGCCGCCGCAAUUGCUCCGAUCAUCGCCCUCCGGAAUCCGCCGACUUCUCUCGGCUGGGCACUCCUAAUGGUCUCGCUCAUCUCGCUCAUAUGCUCCUUCGUCGGCUUCUACUCUCAGCUCACUCAUUUCUGUUACGUAUUCCACAUUUCUCUCCUCCUCGCCUCCUCCGCGAGCCAGCUGCUCGGAAUCCUCGCGCUCUUCACCAAGGAGAGAUCGAGCCUCGCGAUGUUCAAGUCUCCUAGGGAUCCGCGCGAGGCCAAGCUAUUAGUGAGAUUGGAGUGCGGAGUCCUGAUGGCGAUGUUGGUGACGCAGCUAGGGGUUCUGCUCCUGAGCUGCGCGGUGCACAACUGCUGGAUUAGGGAAUAUGAAGGCCUGGAGGCAGAACACGAGGCGGCGAGCGAGAAGCGUCGCCGGAGAAUGGCGAGAGUGCAGGAGGAAUCCAUGGCUAAUGCGGCGAAAAUUGCAGAGAUGAAGGCCAUGGAAUUGGAUGAGAAGAUGAAGAACAAGUAUGGCUCCAAAAUUGAUUUUCCUGAACCCUAAUUGCUGUUAAUUAAAUACGAUUAUAUUCAGUAUAUUGUGAUUGAUUAUUUUAUUGAUAGAUUGUUUGGUGUAAUUUCAUCAAUUUUUUGUUUGUGCCUUAUUUCCUGUGGUCACUAUAGAAAUGGCCGCCCUGUAAUGUAAUUGGAGUAUUUAUUUUACUGUUGCUAUUAUAAUGUUACAUAUUUAAAUUGCAAUA